GGGUCCAUAGAGAGGCACUGCUCCUUCUGAGAGUGCCUGGGGGGUGGGAGGGGGGAAGGGGGUUAGGUGGGGUUAUAGCAAGUUAGAAAUAAGGAAAAGUAUUAACGGCAACAUCCAUAGUAGUGUAAAAACUUUCACAAUGAAAUCUGAAGCCAAGGAUGGAGAAGAGGAGAGUCUACAAACUGCUUUCAAGAAAUUAAGAGUGGAUGCAUCAGGGUCCAUAGCAUCUCUGUCUGUCGGAGAAGGCACGAACGUCAGAGCAUCCGUCAGAACAGUAGCAGAUGAUACCAAACCGAAAACCUCAUGUGCAUCUAAAGACAGUUGGCAUGCGUCUACAAGGAAGUCUUCACGAGGAGCAGUGAGAACCCAGCGUCGUCGACGUUCUAAGUCUCCUGUCCUUCAUCCUCCAAAGUUUAUACAUUGCAGUACAAUAGCUUCUUCUUCCAGCAGCCAGCUCAAGCACAAAAGCCAGACUGACUCCCCUGAUAGCAGCAGUGGGCUGGGAAUUUCCACCCCUAAAGAGUUCACUGCAGGAGAAUGCUCUACUUCUCUCGAUACUAAUCACACAGGGGCAGUCGUUGAGCCUUUGAGAACUUCGGUUCCCAGGCUCCCAUCAGAGAGUAAGAAGGAAGACUCCUCUGAUGCUACAGUCUCCCAAGCAAGUCUCAAGGCCAAUGAUCUCUCUGACUUUCAAUCCGUUUCCAAGCUAAACCAGGGCAAGCCAUGUGCAUGCAUAGGCAAGGAGUGCCAGUGUAAGAGAUGGCAUGAUAUGGAAGUGUAUUCCUUUUCAGGCCUGCAGAGUGUCCCUCCCUUGGCCCCAGAAAGAAGAUCCAUGCUUGAGGACUACUCUCAGUCGCUCCACACCAGAACUCUGUCUGGCUCUCCCCGCUCCUGUUCUGAGCAAGCUCGAGUCUAUGUGGAUGAUGUGACCAUUGAGGACCUGUCAGGCUACAUGGAAUAUUACUUGUAUAUUCCCAAGAAAAUGUCCCACAUGGCAGAAAUGAUGUACACCUGAUAGCAAGAAGCUAAGUCCUAUGCUUUAAACCAAUGAAGGGUUGUCAGAGAGAUUUAGUUAAUGGCAGACCUUGCGGCCACGUUAUGUGAGAAGACGUCUCCUUCUGCUCACUGUGCUUGCAAUAAAAACUUUUCUUGGCAUCUCCAUUCAUCUUCAUUCUUUAAACUUAACUCUCUGCAUUCUUACAUCCGCACCAAGGUGAGCAGAUCAAAGGAAAAUCCCUCUUCUUUAGAAAAGUUUCUGGGAGAUGAAGAAACCAUAAUUACUUGACUGGUAGCGAUGGGUAUAUGGUAAAAGGCUACAAGUAAAGCAUUGCAUUUUUCAGCUCUGUUUAAGAUUUGUCAGCCCAGGAAAAUGAAACGUUUUGUAACUGGACUGAACAUUCGUCACGCUGUAGUUGCCAGCCCAGAAUUUUAGAAGUUCUAUGACUGAUUUAAACUGUCUCUGAUUUAACACAAGUUUAUUGUGUCUUUCAGGGUUCUUUAUGUCAUUGUUAAGCCAGAGAUCUAAGGUUUACAUUCAAUAUGAAUAAACUAGCUGGCCUGCCCUGUAUUGUUUGAGAGAAUCAUUAACCGUCACCAAAUAAACCCCGGCCGGCACUUGGUACAUGAAGGCACGUUAUGUGAAGUUUUUCAGGUAAGAAGCAGCUUGGAGCGGCUGCUUCAGUUGGCACGAGGGGGCGUAGUAUUUAAAACCAGCGUGCAUCUUCUACAUCGAUGGCAUUUUAACAUCUGUGACAUGUUUCAGUCACUUGUAAUGUAGAUCUCAUACCUCAGUUUCAAAUGUUCCGGAUGGAUAUUAUCUCUCUCCACUGCCCUCGUACCCCAGCCAACCCAAAACAAUUUGAUAGACGCGCUAUCUUGUGUUUCUGGUUGGCCAUCCCAAAAUUCCCGCCAGAGUUCAGUAGAGAAAAAAAGAAAAAAAAAACUCGGUUUCAGCUAGAGGAUGAAUCCCUGUCUUUUUCAGAUGGCUCCAAUGUGAAUUUUACGCAUACCACAUAACAUACUGUAAUUCAGACCAUCAUCCUAAGCAUUCCCAUCAAAUUCAGUGAAAACCUGUCCAGCCAUUUUAACAUCAUGUUAACAGAGAGUUUGUUUAAGUUUUAUUUAUGUUACAAAACAAGUUUUAUUCUUUACUAAAACAUCCCACUGAGUGGAGUUGGUUCAUGACAGUGGGUGGGGCCUGGGCUUCACACAUAACAUGAUUUGCACUUGGGAGGGAUGGGAAGGGUAUUCCCCGGAAAAGCCCUAAACAUAAGCUGUGGGAGAUCUGUGCUAGUUACUAGUUUGGUGUGGAUUUAGUGACAUCUGAAGGCUUUGGUUUAGCAAGGGAGCACAGUACCUUGCCAUCACGGGCCUGGAAGCAGAAAUUUCUUAAUGCUAGCAGAAGGAAUGUUACUGCAUAUACCUAAAGCAACGGUUG
Messenger RNA from Mustela erminea (ermine), 2437 nucleotides. It is a transcript of the gene OSER1, whose product is annotated as oxidative stress responsive serine rich 1. Lineage: Eukaryota; Metazoa; Chordata; Mammalia; Carnivora; Mustelidae. The transcript has 4 exons. The record is from RefSeq and is a predicted model, not a curated record. Gene Ontology annotation, biological process: cellular response to hydrogen peroxide. The coding region runs from base 140 to 1015 and encodes 291 amino acids.